Messenger RNA from Mollisia scopiformis, 555 nucleotides. RefSeq names its product Pkinase-domain-containing protein. Gene Ontology annotation, molecular function: protein serine/threonine kinase activity; ATP binding. The record is from RefSeq and is a predicted model, not a curated record. Gene Ontology annotation, biological process: regulation of MAPK cascade; intracellular signal transduction; protein phosphorylation. Lineage: Eukaryota; Fungi; Ascomycota; Leotiomycetes; Helotiales; Mollisiaceae. Gene Ontology annotation, cellular component: cytoplasm. The transcript has 2 exons. The coding region runs from base 1 to 555 and encodes 184 amino acids.
AUGACUUGUCCCCUCUGUGACCGCAAGUUCCAAAGUGCUCAUGGACUCUAUGGUCACUUGGCCCAGAGCGACGAGGCACAUCUGACUGUGUUUGGAGGCGAGAAGACCUUCACCAAGGCUGUUGCUAUUUGUGGCAAGCGCAUCAUCGAUGCUGAUAAGGCGAGCGUUGAGGCACAGAACACCGAACCAAGAGAGAAACCAUGGAAGGCACCCCUUGUUGGGCAGAUGCCGAUGCACUUGCAUUCUCAGAACAUCAUCCACCGCGACAUCAAGUCUGACAACGUUCGCCUCGAUACUUGUGGCAAUGUUAAGAUUACCGAUUUCGGUUUCUGCGCCAAAUUGACCGAGUCGAAGAACAAGCGUGCGACUAUGGUCGGAACUCCUUACUGGAUGGCCCCUGAGGUCGUCAAGCAAAAGGAGUACGGCUCUAAAGUUGACAUCUGGUCGCUUGGUAUCAUGGCCAUCGAAAUGAUCGAAUCGGAGCCGCCAUAUAUUAACGAGGAACCUCUUAAGGCAUUGUAUCUGAUUGCAACAAACGGAUUUCCUCGCCGAUAG